AUGGCAGGAAUAGGACAGCGUUUCACUUCUGCUGACCACUCUGUUCCCUGGAACACUCAGACUCAAUAUAAUAUGGGGAGGGCUAUGGUACAUGAUUACAAUAAACCUGUCACCACUUAUGGCAGCAAUUUUGCAAAACGGCCUCUGUUUAGUGCCGGUAAUCCGGUGAAUACUGGGGCACCUAGUUUCAGUGAUAUUGCAACGCUUUCAACGAGUGGUUAUAAUUCUAGACCUGGGUCUUCUCAGCGUAAUGGUGAGCUUAUCAGUUCUAUACCCAAUGCAUUCUCUGGAAGAACAACAUAUCCUACUGCACUAGAUUCUAGUCUGGAAAAUGGUCCUUCAUAUUUCAAUGCAUUAAAUUAUAAUAAUAGUCAGGCUGGUCCUGCAAGGAAUUUUUCCGAACCUUCUCUUUUCUCUUCGUUAUCCACCAUCAAUCGGACAGCUGGAAAUGACUUAACAAACAACAGAAUUGGACCUGGAAGUAUCACCCCAUCAGUUCCUAUGAACACUGCUAUGGCCCUAGCAUCUCGUAACCCUGGAAACCUUUAUUCAAACUCAAUUGGGAGUGAAAAUACUUCGAAUUCCACAAACCUUUCUUUAUCUUCGUCUUCACGUGGCGUUACUUUAGAUCCUUCAGAUUUCCCUCCAAUUUUAACAUCGACUGGGCGGAGUGGGAAUUCUUCCACACCCUUUCAUUCCUCGGCAAAUCAGCCUCCCUUGCGGAACUAUGUUUCUAUUAUGUCAAAAGGGUCUUCAACCAUAGACCAGAGUUUGAAUCAAUUUAACCAUUCUUCAAAUAACCAGGCAGCUCCCCUGGAAUUUUCUAAGCAGGAUUUCCCCGCUUUACCUGGUUCGCACCAACCUACCACUAGCACUACUACAACAGUGUCGACGACGAGUUCCUUAACUGUCAAUUCAACAUCUGCUCAUCGUUCCUUAUCGGCUAGUUCCAUAACUCAAACUCCUGCUUCUACAAAUUCUCGACGAUUGUUUAGCCAUACGUCCAACCACGUUUUAGGACCAUCAUCAGUCCGUAAUCAGCCGGGAUAUUCAAAUAUUCCCCCUAAAUCUGUUGGCUCCUCAAAUGGUAUACAGUUACUUCCUAAUCAUUUAGUUACAAAUAUUCCUAAAAAUAUGAUUUGUGAUCAGUUCGGAAUGUUAGGUUUAUUAAAACUAAUUCGCGUUGGUGAUUAUGAUGCUACGUUGAAUAUGCUAGCUCCUGGAUUAGAUUUAUCCUCAUUACACAGUAAUUGGCAGACACCUGGUGAGCUUCAUACCACCUUUGUUUCACCUCUUCAAGAUUCUUGUUUUGGACGUCCACAAGAUAUGGAUUAUCCUGUUCCACCGGAAUAUCUUAUACGACAUUUAGUUACGGAUCGUUUACCUGAUCCACCUAUGAAUCAAUUGUCAGAAGAGACAUUGUUUUGGUUAUUUUAUAAUUGUUGCCGAGAAGAAGCACAGUUGGUUGUGGCGAAAGAACUCUAUCAACGUGAAUGGCGAUUUCAUAAAAAAGAACAAAUAUGGCUUACUCGUAUAGUAGGUGCCAAUUUCACGUCAGAUAACAAUUCUGAACAAGGUGAUUACUACUUCUGGGAUCCUGUUAAAGCGCAAAAGUCUACCCAUCAAAUGACUAUCUUAUAUUCAGAUCUGGAUAAUGCACCAGCAGCAUUUCGUCUUAGUUCAGGUACAUUAAGUGCCUUUGUCAGUAUCGGUUUGCCUGGUGGUUCGCAUAGUAGUGUUCCACCACCACCUCCACCUCCUCCACCAUUACCACAGAACCAACAGCAACAAUUAGUUAGUUACCAACAUCAGUCACGUCAGGCGCAACAAGGCCAGCAAACGUUUUCGCAUACACAUCAAACACUUAUGAAUAAUCAUAAUCCUAAUACAUCAGGACCAUUUAUUCCGUUUACUGUCAAUUCGUUGACUACUGGACCAUCGGUCAAUUCAUCAAAUGCUGCAACGUUAGCUAGUUUGUUCAACACUCGUCAGCAGCAACCAAUUAAGCAACCGCAACAACUGAAUUCAAAUCCAAAUUAUUUUCCAUCUCAUAAUCGAACUACUGGUCCUGUAAAUUCAUUGUUCACUAAUCGAUCAGCUCCAGUAUCAGUUCCUGUGACUAAUACAGUGAUUCCUUCUACAGAGACUACAUCGACCACUAACUCAAACUUUAAUCGUCUCUCCAAUCCAUCACUUGUUAAUGAUAAUCCCAACCAAUACAUCAAUCGAUUGUUUCAACGUUAUUUAGUUUGCUUGGAUUUGAAGACAAGAGAAAAUCUUGGCAUACAUUUCGUAGUUUCCAAUUGUGCAUCAACAAUGCGUUAUGUAAAAUGUAAUAGAAAUUGGUGCUUGAUGGAUUAA
Molecule: messenger RNA, 2361 nt
Organism: Schistosoma rodhaini
Lineage: Eukaryota; Metazoa; Platyhelminthes; Trematoda; Strigeidida; Schistosomatidae
Source: the annotation of a GenBank genome assembly